Messenger RNA from Linum tenue, 3372 nucleotides. NCBI's taxonomy places the organism in Eukaryota, Viridiplantae, Streptophyta, Magnoliopsida, Malpighiales, Linaceae. The record is from the annotation of a GenBank genome assembly.
AUGUGGAACCUGCAAGGUGAACUCGAGAAGAUGAAUGGCACCCUGACCGCCAUUCAGGCACUUCUACUUGAUGCAGAGGAGCAGCAAGAACAUAGCCGUCAGGUCAAAGACUGGCUCCAGAAGAAGCUGGAGCUCUUGUUCCUAGAUGCGGAGGAUCUACUUGAUGAUGUUGCCACUGAAGCUCUGCGGGAGGAAGCAGCUGCACGGGAUCGAGAUGACUCCAGCAGGUGCUGGACUGUGGUACGCUUCCUUUUCUCCAUCCCGAGUCGGGUGAUUUACGGUCUUAAAAUGGCUCAUAAAGUCAAGAGUCUUAGGGAGCAGUUGGAUGAUAUACAUGAUGAUAACACCAAAUUGCAUCUGAAUCCUCGUUUCGAGGAGAGAGGCAAAAUGGUGAAGCAUACCCUCACCAUUUCUUCCAUCCCUGACAUAGUUGUUGGGAGAGAAGAUGACCUGAAUCAUAUUAAGCAACUUCUUCUGUUGGCCGAUAAUGGCCCGAAGAUCUCUGUGGUUUCUAUAUUUGGCAUUGGAGGGAUGGGGAAAACCACACUUGCUCAGCUCAUUUACAAUGAUAGGCAAGUUAAGGAGCAUUUUAAGUUGAGGAUAUGGGCUUGUGUGUCUGGGUCAUUUGAGCUCAGAGUGAUUACCACAAAGAUUCUUGAAUCAGCUACAAAGGAGAAGAUACAAGAUCUUGAGCCCGAAGCACUAACCAAUCUCCUUGGGGGGUUCAUUGGUGGGAAAAAAUACUUUCUUGUGCUUGAUGAUGUGUGGAACUUUAAUCCCGAGGAGUGGGAUAUGCUCAGAUCUGUGCUCAAGAGCGGUGCCAGUGGGAGCAAGAUCUUAGUCACCACACGUUUCGAGAACUUUGCAAAGAUGAUGAGUCGUGGUUCUCCAGAUCCACCGUAUGCUUUGAGCGGCCUAUCCUCACCACAAUCAUGGUCAUUGUUUAGGCAGGUCAUGUCUGGUGGUGGUAACCACCAAUUAGCUGUUGAGGAACCACUUAACAUAUCUAAUGUGGGGGAGAUUAAAGAACAAAUCAUGAAAAAGUCUGCCGGGGUACCUUUAGCUGUGAAAACAGUAGCCAAUUUGUUGUGUUUUAAAGAUCCUCAAACUGAGUGGUUGUCUUUCCUUCAAUCCAAUGAACUUUUAAGUGCCAAGCAUGAGAAUAGCAUGCUACAUAAUCUAAAGCUGAGCUACCACUACCUUCCCUCGCAUUUGAAACGUUGCUUCCUGCUUUGUAGUUUGUAUCCUAAAGAAUUUCCCAUUUCUGUCCGCGAACUAAUUUUUCAUUGGUUCGCAUUGGGGUUUAUUGAGUCAUCACCUGAAGAUACCAAACAGAGUCUAUAUGAUUUAGGUCUCCAGUAUUUUAUGGAUUUGACAUGGAGGUCCUUCUUUCAAGAAAUAAAACGAGACGGGUCUAAUAGUAUAAAAACUUGUCGAAUGCAUGGUUUAAUCCAUGAUCUUGCAGUCUCAGUGUCUGGGUCUAAUUACUCAGAAAUAAAUGAACCUACAGCAACAAUCAGUAAAACCACUUAUCACAUGUCAUUGAGCCAUGAUUUGUGGUGUCCUACAGAGCUUGUAGGCCACCUAGAAAAAGCCAAACAAUUGCGAACCUUUUUUUCUGUGUAUAAAGAGUGGUAUCAGUCUGGAACGAGUUGGGAUGAGUCUACCUUCAGAUCUUUUAUUUCAAAAUUUCCAAGUUUGCGUAUACUUGCAUUUUGGAACUCUGGGAUGGAAGUUUUGUCAGACGACAUUCAAGAACUAAAACAUCUUCGCUAUUUGGAUAUCUCAUUAAACAAUAAGAUAACCCGGCUGCCACCUUCUAUCACCAUGCUACAGAACUUACAAGCUCUGCGGCUUUCUGAGUGUAGUAGUCUUCAAGAGUUGCCAAGAGAUAUCAACAAACUUGUGAAUCUCUGGAUCCUGGCAUGCAGAGGCUGUUUCGCCUUGACACACAUGCCGAUGGGGUUGGGUGAACUAACUCGUCUUGAAGUAUUGCCAUAUUUUGUGGUGGGAAAGGAGGAUAGUUUCACUUCUAAGCAGACAGUAGGUGGGUUGGAUGAGCUACAUAGGCUAGACAAAUUAAGAGCCCGGCUCGAAAUUGCGAAUCUUGGAGCCCUUCAAAGCAGAGCGGGGGUAUUGUCGCCGUCACCAUUACUCGCAUUUGAGCUUGGUGCGGCUGCUAAUUUGAUGGGGAAGCCCCAUCUUGAAACUCUGAUACUAGGGUGGGGUCUUGAUAAUGGUGAAUGGGAAGAGAUUGGGCGGGAAGAAGUUUUGACGGGAUCAGAAGAAGAUGCUGAAUGGGAUGAGAGCUUACUAGAAGGCCUCCAACCGAGCUCCUGUCUGAAAUCGUUGGAGGUGAUUCAGUACAAAGGAGGGAAAUGUCCAAGUUGGAUUUCUUGUCUCACUAACCUGGUCACUCUUUCAUUGUAUUGGUGCAAAGUGCGCCAUGGUUUGCACCAGUUGCAAGAAUUGCCGGUCCUUCGAAGGCUUACUAUUGUGAGGUUCCUUGAACUAGAGUUCAUGGAUGAAGAUGAAGAUGAAGAGGAAGACGGUGACAGAUGCUGGGUGCUGGCCAAAGAAGGUACAAAACACAAGAAGACAUCCAAGCCAUUCUUCCCUUCCCUCGAGAAACUUGGAUUGCAUAAUUGCCCCAAACUAAAGGGAUGGCGCAGGAGGAAGCUGCCCCAAUUUCCUAAACUUUCUAAACUGUCCUUAAUGUUGUGCCCUCUGCUGACGAAGAUGCCAUUAUUUCCAACACUUGAUAAGGGUCUACAAUUGGUUGGAACUAGCCUAGAACCGCUACUGUGCACAAUGAACGUCCCAUCGUCGUCGGUAGGAAACACAAGCUGUUCUUCUUCAUUUUCAAGUGAAGUGGACUUGAUGCAGUACCCUUUGUCCAAACUGAAGAAACUGCAGAUCUAUGGCGUCGAUGACCCUCCAAGAGACUGGCUGCGAGGGAUGCAACACCUCACUUCCCUGCAAGAGCUUAGAAUUGGAAUUUUUUCAGGGCUGGAGGAGACUUUGAAUUGGCGCUACAUCUCGCACGUUCCGGAAAUCACACUUGAUCGCAUCUAUAUAAAUAGAGACGGCCAGUUUCUCUGGGAUGAGUUUGGUUGGGACAACUUCCAUCUGAUACUACAGGUUUGGAAACAACUUACUCUUUUCUUUUCCUUGUCCCCCUCCAUCCUGUGUUAUUUUCUCUCUCUAUGCCAACUAAUUUAUCAGUCUAUUUAUAAGUUUUAUCUGUUCCCUUUAGAUUGUCAGAGAGCUUAUGGCAAAGAACAACUUAGAAGGGGAGAAUUCAAGAGGAUGAGCGCACAAAAGGAAAUGAUCGGGUUGAUCCCUCAAGACAAUAGGUUUGGUACGACAUAG